UGAAAUGAUCCUGAAGUUAGCAGACAUUUAAAAAUUUUUGAAUUUUCGUUUUUCAAUAAAUCAAUUGCAAAAAAAUAAUAUAAAAAUAUGCACAUGUAGAAAAUUUAAAAAACUACAGUGAUUUCUUGCUUACCUACAUAUAUAUAUUAUAUAGGAUGUGUAUGUGUUCGUGUAUAUAAUGUACUAUUGUGUUGUGGAGAAAAAAUGAGUUUGUAAUGAAAGGAUUGUAAUCCUCUGUUCAUAAAAAAAUUUAAUUAUAAACAGUACAGUAAAAUAUUGACAUUUUAGAAAAGAGAUAUAAAUUGCACUGAAUAAUAAAACAAUAAAAUGGUUUUGACUAGACGAGCAACCCACGCCGGAAGUUGGUACACAGAUUCAGGGUAUGAUUUGAAUAAGCAGCUGGGAGAUUGGCUUAAUGCUGCUGAUUUAUCUCAUGGACCUGCUAGAGCUAUUAUUGCACCACACGCCGGGUACAGUUACUGUGGUGGGUGCGCAGGAUUCGCGUAUCGUCAAAUAAGUCCAGUAGUAGUACGCAGAAUAUUUAUACUCGGUCCUUCUCACCAUGUAAGACUUCCUGGGUGUGCUCUGUCAUCAGCUUCUAUCUAUCGCACUCCGUUGUACGACUUGACAAUCGAUCAAGAAGUCUGUCGUGAGCUAGAAGAAACCGGUCAAUUUGAAUGGAUGGACAUGAAUACUGAUGAAGAUGAACACAGUAUUGAAAUGCAAUUACCAUUUAUUGCUAAAGUUAUGGAGGAUUAUAAAAAUAAUUUUACAAUAAUUCCAAUACUAGUUGGAUCUUUAACUCCAGACAAAGAAUCUGUUUACGGUAAAUUAUUGGCGCCGUAUAUUGCAGAUCCAUUGAAUUUGUUUGUUAUAUCAUCAGACUUUUGUCAUUGGGGACAAAGAUUUAGAUACACUUAUUAUGACCGUUCAAGCGGUCCUAUUCAUAGAUCCAUUGAAAAUCUCGAUAAAAUGGGUAUGGAUAUUAUUGAAACAUUGAAUCCUAUUUCGUUCACUGAGUAUUUAAAAAAAUACGGCAAUACUAUUUGCGGAAGACAUCCGAUUGGUGUAUUGUUACAGGCAAUUCAAAGUUUCAAAGAAAAUUGCAGUGAUCAAAAAAUGAACUUAAAAUUUUUGAAGUACGCUCAAAGUAGCCAAUGCAAUAAUAUGACUGACAGCUCUGUCAGCUAUGCAAGUGCUUCACUGGUGCUCGAGUGACGUCAAACAAUUUUAUCUCUUAACAAAUAACAUAUAUCUAUGCUUAAGUGCAAUGUGACGUUAAAUAAUAAUAAUAAUAAUGAGUUGAGCGCAACUGAUUGUAACUUAACAAGUGAUUAAACGAUUUAAUUGAUAGUCACGGCUUUAAAAUUACUUUACUUUAAGUUACUGAUACUUAUACUGAUUAAUUGAAAUUUAAAUAUUUAAUAAAAUGACAACUUAUUUAUUUUAUUUUAUUUUUUUUUCCAAAGCAAUUACCAAGUAAUUAAAUUUUAAUAAUAAUAAUAAUGUUAAUAAAAAUACUUAAACGUUUGUAUCUAUUUUUCCAGUA
Microplitis mediator is the source of this 1549-nucleotide messenger RNA. RefSeq names its product protein MEMO1. Lineage: Eukaryota; Metazoa; Arthropoda; Insecta; Hymenoptera; Braconidae. Bases 328 to 1218 code for a protein of 296 amino acids. The record is from RefSeq and is a predicted model, not a curated record. The transcript has 10 exons.